This is a messenger RNA of Prorocentrum cordatum, 2840 nucleotides long. The record is from the annotation of a GenBank genome assembly. Lineage: Eukaryota; Dinophyceae; Prorocentrales; Prorocentraceae.
GAGCUCUUGAGAAGCUCCGAGCUCUCAGCGACCAUGCUGGCGAGAGCGCCACCGUCGCUCCGCUCGACUUUGAUAAUAUCAAUCGUCUCUCUCUUCCAGACGAGGGCUUCAAGCCUGUGCCGCUUGGCGCGCUGGGAGGAGAUGCUGGCCGCAGGAUAGUCGAGCGGCUUCACGGUGCGAUGCUGCCCCAGUCUGAGGGUCGCGCUCGGAUCGAGUCCGGGGGCCCCCGGAAGCUCUACACCGACCCGGCGCUGAGGAACCCCAAGCUGCAUGUCCAGCUGCUGCGGAUCCUCGAGCGUCGGAAUCUUUUCGAUUCCUACAAGGACAGGUGUUGCAGCGUUGGUGUCUUUUUCAUUUACAAGAAGUCGGGUAAGCUGCGGCUCAUCCUGGACGGCAGGCAUGCAUCCCUGAACUUCCACGUCCCCGACAAGGUUGCCCUCGCGUCGGGUGCGACCUUCGCCGGCCUCCGCGUGGAUGGGGGCAAGGCCAUCGCGGUGGCGGAGGUCGACCUGGCGGACGCGUUCUACACGAUGAUGCUGGGCCUCGAGAGCACCGCGGACGGGCGGCGCCUGGCGGGAACCGACCUGGUGCACCCGUGCUUCAGGGGCCCCCCGAUGGGCUGCCCCUUCAGCCUGUGGAUCUGCCAGGCGAUGCCGGAGGGGGUGGCCCUGAAGGCGCCCCAGCUCCCCCUCGCGAACCGCUUCGUGGACCGCCGACCUGUGCCGCAAGUGUCCGAGGGUGUGAUUCAUGCCGAGUACGUGGACAAUGCGAUCAGCCUCUCGACGAACAUGGGGGCGGCGGCCGCCGCCGCGUCGGCCGUGGACUCGAAUCUUCGUGCGGCGGGACUCCCUACCCGCGGAGUCGAGUGCAGAUUCGGCGCCGUGGCACUGGGCUGGCAGCUCGACGAGAAGUCCCCGAUCAUCGGGCUGAACCCAGCGCUCCGCUGGAAGCUGAGGUUGGCUUUCCUGGAGCUGUGCCGGAGGGUGUAUGCCUCGGGGCAAGACGGCCGCGCGGCGUGGCUGUGGCCCUCUUGCCUCCGCGAGCUUCGUUGGUGCGCCAGCAUUGUCGCGAUCUGUUUCCGGGGCGCUGGCGCCUCGUUCGACAGCGCGCUCACGAUGGUGGACUCAUCGCGGUGGGGAGUAGGAGUCGCUCGGAAAAAGUCGUCAGCCCCAGUCGCUCUUGAGCUCUCCAAGUACAAUGAGAGAUGGAGAUUCAGUACUCAUCAGGAGUCCGAGGUGUCACAGAGGCCCCACGCCUUCAAGUCGGCGACCUCCGCCAACCCCUUCACCCCAGAGUCGGUCUUCAACAUCGACUGCUCCGGGAACCCGAAGGCCCCGAUCAAGGAGCCCCUGGAGGCGCCCGUAGAAGAGCCUGUAAAGGAGUCCGUGGUGAAGGGGGUGCACGUGGAGGACGGGAUGGUCAGUGACACCGAGGAGGAGGAGGAGUUCCCCGAAAUCCCAUACGACGUCUGGGCGAAAGGCUGGGUCCCGGUGGUAUCUCAUCGCUGGAGUCGUUCAGAGCAUCAGGUUGUCUUGGAGGCCCGCGGCAUGGUCGUGGCCGUCCGUCAUGUCCUUCGACGCGUCUCAUCGCUCAACCGAUGCCAUCUCUGCUUGGGCGACUGCUUGGGGGCCAUCCUGGCCGCCACCAAGGAGCGUUCGUCGCGGCGGGAGAUGGGCCGCGCGCGCAGGUUCCUGGCAGCCCUUUCGCUGGCUAGCGGCGCUGCCUUCUUCUGGCGCCGGGCCCCCUCGGAGAGGAACUCGGCCGACCGCGCCUCCAGGCCGUGGGAGCUGGCAGCCGAGCCGCUGGACCGCCCGGGGCGGGCGAGCUGCCACCGGGCGAGGCAUCCCCUGGGCGUGAGCUGGCAGGAUCGGCCCCAGCGUUCGUUCCUCGAGCUGACGGCCGUUGGGUACAGGACCGCCUGGGGCUACCAGGUCCGAUACCAAGCUUUCCUGACUUGGUCGACGGAUGCGGGCCUGUCGGUGGCGAGCGUCACGGAUCUGGGGGCCGACUGGAUGGCGGCGAACGGCUCCCUGGCCGCUGCCCGAACGGCCGUGCUGACUUCUGCCCUCAGCCUGGGGCCGUCGGAGACGCUGUCGCUGCGCGUCCAGUCAGUCGUGCGGCCCGUCAGGGCUGGUCCACGGCAUCUGAGCAUGUGCUCGAUCCUGUUGUUUCCCGUGGAGCUCAGGGUGAUGUCGAAGACCAAGGACUACGACACCAGUCUCCAGCUGGACAACCAAGUGGGCGCCGGCCUCGGACUGGGCGCCCUCGGCCCCCCAAUAUUGUACCAACUGCGCCACGAGGGGGCCAGCCCCGUGAGGUCGACGAACGUUUGGGAGUUCGGCGACAUCAAGAAACGCAGGCACUGGGAGGCCGUCAGGAGCCUCAAGCUGUACGCGAGGGUGCACCUGGAGAUCUCCAGUGGUUCUGGGAAUUGGUCCCGGGCGCUGCGGCGAAGCAUGGCUUCUCGCCUGGCGCCCCGAGUCUUCGAGCAGGACGUGGGCCAUGAGCCGAUCCUCGGUGACCUCCGCCGACGACGAGCCCAGCGCGUGGUGCGCGGGUGGCUCCGCGGUGGCCUGCUGCAGGGCGUCUGGCUUGGGAUGCCCUGCAGCUCGUGGUCACGGGCGCGGAAUCGGCCCAACGGGCCACCAGCCCUGCGGGACGCCGCUCACGUGCUUGGCCUGCCCAACCUGUCGUCGGGUGACCCCCUCAAGGUUGAGACGGGUAACAAGUUGUCGCAGUUCUCUUUCAGCCUCUUUCUGGGGUGUGCCAGGCGCGGAGUCCCCGCUGCCAUCGAGAACCCUUCCACGUCGUGGGUCUGGCAGACCCGCUGGGCCCAGCAU